AUGAAUUACGUCCUCAAAGACACUGUCGACAUCGGUGAUACCAAAACAAAAUCAGCUAGGAUUAACUUGCCAGAGAAGAAACUUGUUAUGGCAUAUAAAACAUCAACACCAGAAGAUUUGAAAGCUAAUUGUUAUUGGCUGUAUGAUGAUUUCUUUUGCCAUAUACUCGGAUACGAAAAUGGAUACGCACAUGUGCGAAUUGGUAAUGAAUCAUGCUAUAUUGAUCAAGAUUCUAUUCAAGAAAUUAUUUAUCUUGGAAAAACAAUACUAAACGCAGACUUAUUUUCUGAACCAAACACUACAUCGGCUACGUUUGCAUCGUUAAAUGAGAAUACAGACUUAUAUAUUAUUGAUUAUAAUAUUAAUGGAUAUAUUGAAGUAUAUUAUCAAGGAAAAACAGGAUUUAUUCUUCAAUCAUUAACAGACUUCGACUUCAAACCAUUCAAAGGAGAGAAUGAUGGAGAAAUUGUUGUAAAAUUAGCCAAAACUAAACUCGGCUGCAAGUAUGUUUGGGCUGCAACAGGUCCUAAUGAGUUUGAUUGCUCAGGUUUAAUGCAAUGGUGCUACAAUAAACUUGAUAUCUUUAUUCACAGAACUUCUGGUGCCCAAGGAACUCAUGGAACCAAAAUCACUGAUGAAAAGGAUCUUCUUCCUGGUGAUCUUGUCACUUUUGCUACAGAGUCACAACGUCCUGGUGUAAUUUCACAUGUAGGAAUGUUCAUUGGUGAUGGAAAGUUCCUUCACUGCUCUAGUGCACUUGGUGGUGCUGUUAUUACUGAAAUCAAAGAAUACGAUUGGCCAUUUAAGACAAUGACCAGAUAUUGGCAGCAUUAA
Trichomonas vaginalis G3 is the source of this 834-nucleotide messenger RNA. RefSeq names its product murein DD-endopeptidase MEPH-related family. The record is from RefSeq and is a predicted model, not a curated record. The transcript has a single exon. NCBI's taxonomy places the organism in Eukaryota, Parabasalia, Trichomonadida, Trichomonadidae. Bases 1 to 834 code for a protein of 277 amino acids.